UAUUAGAAGUUGAGUAAAAAUAAGAAAAACCCCUCAUGAUGAAAAUCGACAAAGAGAUUUCUCACCCAAUCCAUCCACUGCACAAGCUAAAGCUUGAAUACACAGAGAUCCCAUUCAAUUGUGAUGGGUGCAAAGAAGCUGGUAUUGGCCUCAAAUACAAAUGCCAGCAAUGCGAGUUUGACUUGCAUAAGGCCUGUGCUGUGGCACCCCCAAUUAGUAUUAUUCAUCAUCCUUUUUACGAGAAAUGUGAGUUCCAAUUUCACUAUAAUCCCCCUGGUGCAGCUAGGAGAAUAUGUGAUGCAUGUAGGAAAGAUGUUCUGGGGUUUGUGUACCACUGCAAAAGAUGUGGUUUUGAUCUUCAUCCUUGCUGUGCAAACCUCCCACAGGUCCUAAACGAUGGGGAAUACAACCUUUACUUGUGCCUCAAGCUCUCUAGUUCAUGCCAUCGUUGUGGGGGCAAAGGACAUGGUUGGUCUUAUAGGUCCCACUGCAAAACCUAUCACCUACAUGUGUCAUGUGUUAAGGAGUUGCUUGUGGAGAACUGGCAGGCUAUGUAUCUUAAUGUAGACAAGAACAAGGUCAGGGAAAUGCAAACUAGGAUCCCAAGCCUUAAAGGGACACUUAAAAACUAUCAUGGUCAUGGAGCAGGGAGAGGAGGAAAGGUGAGCAAGUGCUGUCAGAUUGCUGGUGGAGCUAUUCGUGUUAUUGUCUCUGCCAUCUUGGGGGAUCCUACAGCUAUAAUAGCUGCAGUGGUUGGGGGUUUCAUAUCCAAGUAGGUAGAACUGUGCAAAACACCA
Molecule: messenger RNA, 797 nt
Organism: Quercus lobata
Lineage: Eukaryota; Viridiplantae; Streptophyta; Magnoliopsida; Fagales; Fagaceae
Exons: 1
Coding region: 36-776 (246 amino acids)
Source: RefSeq, a predicted model, not a curated record